Fusarium pseudograminearum CS3096 is the source of this 1266-nucleotide messenger RNA. RefSeq lists its product as uncharacterized. Lineage: Eukaryota; Fungi; Ascomycota; Sordariomycetes; Hypocreales; Nectriaceae. Gene Ontology annotation, molecular function: electron-transferring-flavoprotein dehydrogenase activity; flavin adenine dinucleotide binding. The record is from RefSeq and is a predicted model, not a curated record. The transcript has 4 exons. Gene Ontology annotation, cellular component: cytoplasm. Bases 1 to 1266 code for a protein of 421 amino acids.
AUGGGCUCCCUUCCAGAAACAUCAAACGCCGUGCGUGUUCUCAUCCUCGGAGGCUGCUACGGUGGUCUAUCUGCUGCCGUCAACUUGCUGGAUCUGAGUCAGGGUUACUCUCCCCGCAUGAACUCUGAGCCAUAUACCCACCACCCCAACCUGCCUACCUUCAAUAUCGAGAUCACCAUUGUCGAUCAAAGAGAUGGCUACUACCACUUGAUCGGCUCUCCCAUGGCCCUCGCCGACUCCAACUUCUCCAAGAAGAACUGGGUCAAAUACUCCGACAUUCCCGGUCUCAAGGAUCCUAGAAUCAACAUCAUACAAGGCUCAGUCAAUGGAGUCGACCCUGCUUCAAAGAAAGCUAUCAUCUCAGCCCACCUUACCGAAGAGAAAUCCACUCUCGAAUACGACUACCUUGUUGCUGCCACAGGUCUCCGCCGAGUCUGGCCCGUCGUUCCACAGUCCUUGACUCGAAAGCAAUAUCUCUUUGAAGCUGAAAACCACAUCAACGCCGUCCAAAAUGCAAAGCACGGCGUCGUUGUGGUCGGCGGAGGUGCCGUCGGUAUUGAGAUGGCAGCCGAGCUUAAGAUGGUCAAGCCUCACCUCAACGUAACUCUUGUUCACUCGCGUGAUAAGCUUCUGUCGUCUGAGGGUCUUCCUGACGAGACCAAGGAUGUGGCACUGGAGCUGCUCCGUGAGGCUGGUGUUGAGGUCCUCAUGAACCACCGCCUAGCUUCCAAGAACAAGGUUGAGACCACCGACGGCAGCGAGAAGUACGAUGUCGAGUUCACUAACGGUCACAAGAUGUCUGCCAGCGUGGUUAUCAUGGCCAUCUCCAGGAGUGUUCCCACCACCACAUAUCUGCCCACCUCAGCACUCGAUGAGGAGGGCUUUGUCAAGAUCAAGCCCAACCUUCAAUUCGAACAAGGCACACCGAACGCCGAAUCCCACUACGCCGCUGGAGAUAUCACCAGGUGGCCUGGUAUCAAGCGAUGUGGCGGCGCCAUGCAUCAAGGCCACUACGUCGCACUAAACAUCCAUCAGAACAUCCUCAGCCAGCGAGCUGGGCACAUUCCCUCAUAUAAGGAGAUUGCAGUCUACCCACCUGUUAUUGGUCUAGCAGUUGGCAAGAAGGCUGUUGCUUCUAGCCCAGACACCGGCACCACUGCCGGAGAGGAUGUACUCCAGUCCUGUUUCAGAGAUGAUUUGGGCUGGACCAUUUGCUGGAAUUACAUGCAGCUUGGUGGUCGCAAGACGGACGAGGCUAAGGCUUGA